This is a messenger RNA of Chaetomium globosum CBS 148.51, 1602 nucleotides long. RefSeq lists its product as uncharacterized. Lineage: Eukaryota; Fungi; Ascomycota; Sordariomycetes; Sordariales; Chaetomiaceae. The coding region runs from base 1 to 1602 and encodes 533 amino acids. The transcript has a single exon. The record is from RefSeq and is a predicted model, not a curated record.
AUGGCUCCUGUUACUGGAAGCCUAGCCGACAGCACCGGCGACGCGGACCUUCAAUGCUCAGCAGCCACACCGUGGUCGGUUUUCCUUUUUUUCGCCUCCAACUACCUAGCACACUGCGCGACCGUGAAGCUGUACCCCGGGUCGGGCACAACGGACACGGCCGUGGCGGCCAUCCUGGCCCUGUUCAUCCCGUCGGUAGGCCUCAUCAGGGCACUGUUCUCGAUCGGGCGCUAUUCUCGCUUUCGAAAGAGUCGUAACCCGCUGGAGCGCGCGGCCGCGGCGGGAGCCCUCCGCAUGGUGGUGCGGACCGACUAUUGGAGACCACAAGAGGGAGACCGCAUCAGGCCGGCGCGGAACGCCGAGGGCGAGAUACGGCUGGCCAAUGGACAAACAUUUCCCAAGUGCUCGCCAGACGCCUCAGACAAGGACCGCACGGAGCGGCCGGGCGUCGACCCCGAGCAUGUACCGCUCAUCGACGAUAUUCGUGUACGGGCGGACGAGGAGGACCCCGUUCUGGAGGACAGCCGGCGUUCGGCGCCCUAUUCGUUCGUCUGGCACGUGGCGUUGAACGUGAACAAGUUCCACGGCAAGGCUCUGCUCCCCUACGGCUACGACUGGGUUGAUGUGCAUGCCGAGGCCAAGAUCUCGUGGGCCGAGUCGAACCGGCCGGAUGACCGCUGGGUGGUGGGCCCACCGCCCGAUAUCAGCUCGCAGUACAACUGGAUCCAGUCUCUCAUCGCCAUAUUUCAGGUUGGAAGCGCCGGCCUAACGCUUUACCGGUCCCGCGGCGACCAAAUCGAGCGGUUCGGGUACGCUGCAUAUGGCCUCACCGUGGUGCCGUACCUUAUCAUGAGUGUCGUGAACCUGAUGGCGCAAAUCGCCACGGCAGACUACCCCAACGUCUACAUGGUUGCUAAUGAGGAGAUGGAAGAGGCCCGGAAACGUGGAGGCGUGUUUGAUGGAGUGGUUGGCCGGCUGGAAUCAGCGGCUGGGGCUGACGACGCCGAGGAGCUGGUAUAUGAUGUGAAGCCACGCGAUCCACCGGGGCCGGAUGGCGCCGUUCAGACCUUGCUUGCGCGGGUCUCCGGUAGCGAUGUGCAUCCGCCACUCAUUGCCUGCACAAAAGCGCAUGGGGACUUCCUGUCUGAAGCUCCAGAGCGCGACAUCAUCGUUCCCGCCUACUCGCCGGUUGAGUUAUAUUCCUCCCCAUCACCUAAGCCUUGGUUUGUGCUUGCCCAGAAAUGGAGAGUGGGGGAUUUUAUCUUGCCGCUUCUGCUGAGCGGCCUGUCCCUGGUCGUGAUCGGGGCGCUCACCAAGUUUGACAGCGGGAGGAGCACAACGGACCAACGCGGAUGGAUUCUAAGUUGGGUGGUUGUUGGCAUCGCCGGCGGAUGGCAUGUGGACAGCUUGACUCUUUGUUUCAAUAUGUUUGCCAAAGUUGGGCUUGGAGGUCCGAGCCUGUUGCGAGUCACGGUUGUGCUUACAUUGCUGGGAGGUGGUUUGUUUAUCCUUUUAGCUGGCCUUUUCUGCGUCCCAGCAAUAGGCGGCUUUGUGGUCGUAGCGGGCAUGCUUAGAGAGACUGGAAUUUGCGAGGCUAAAUAG